Molecule: messenger RNA, 1068 nt
Organism: Leptonychotes weddellii (Weddell seal)
Lineage: Eukaryota; Metazoa; Chordata; Mammalia; Carnivora; Phocidae
Source: RefSeq, a predicted model, not a curated record
CCUCCGAGGAGGGGGCAUGGUGUAGAUAAAAGAGACGAAAAAACAGGGGGAAGUUUCCAAAAAUAAAAGCGUCCGUCUGCCCUUCGGAAGGCUGCAGAGACGGGAGAAGGCGUGAAGGUGCCGCGGCGGUGCGCGCCUGGCUGGAGACGAGCGGACGCCAGGCUCGGGGCGCGCAGCCCCGGGACCGCUCACGCCGCCCAGCCCUCGCCCCGGGAAGGCUGGCUUGGAGCCCCUAGACCGGGAGAAGCGGGCCGCCGGCCGGGGAGCGGAGCGCGGCCGCCGCAAGCCCCCGGGGCGGUUCCCCCCGCUCAGCGCUCUCCAGUCGCCCCCGGCGCCAUGAGGCCCCCGACCACCCACCGCUGCCCCGGGCGCGCCCUGCAGAACCCCUGCGGGGGCCUCCUGGCCCUCACUCUGGCUGUCUUCGUGGGCAUGGGCCAUGCUCAGAGGGACACGGUGGGAAGAUACGAGCUGGCUGGCAGGGACGCGAAUCGGCUGCGGCGCCCCGGGGGCAGUCACCCCGCAGCGUCUGCAGCCAAGGUGUACAGUCUGUUCCGAGAGCAGGACGCGCCAGUCCCGGGCUUGCCGCCCACGGAGCGGGCCCAACCCGGCUGGGGGAGCCCCCGGAGGCCCGCCGACGCGCUGGCCAGGAGGCCGCCCCGCGCGCAGCAGCCGCGGCGAGCCCAGCCACCUGCGCAGACCUGGAGAAGCAGUCCCUCGGGCCAGCAGCAACCCGCAGCCCGGGCCCGGGCCGCCCCGGCCUUCUCGCGCCUCGGAACCCUCCAGCGGCCCGGGGCUGCGCCCCCAACCCCGCCGCGGGGGCGGCUUACGGGGAGGAAUGUCUGCGGGGGACAGUGCUGCCCAGGAUGGACGACAGCAAAUAGCACCAACCACUGUAUCAAACGUGAGUGCCUCUGCCCCAUCCACCAUUCUCCCCCUCUCUCCUUCGAGGCCCUAAGCCUGGCUGCAAAGUCUCGGUCUCACCAGAACCCCUUCCUGGCCAACGACAAGCCCCAGGUCCUAUUCAAUAAACCAGAGGUCAAGGCUGUGGAGAAACUGCUGAAGGCCUAA